AGAAGAUAUUUAUGUAAAGUAUUUUUAUGGUUUUCUUUUACAAGAAUUUCUUCAGCUUGAAAAGACACGUACAAUUAUGUGUCUUUGCGACCCUGACGAGACCCACAUGUGUCUUAUGUGACCCUGAAUUAGUUAGCAUUCAGGGUCACCCAGCUUUUGUUGCAAGCAAAUGCACAAAAAUUAUUUACCUUUAGCUCUUUAUUCUUGGUAAAACUCUUAUCUUUUGCUAUGAAACUAUGUGAACCACAAAACUAAUUUAUUUGAAGACGGAUGGACAGAAGUCGUUCAAUAUUGUCCUUUCUAUUCUCAAACCUUCACUGAUUUGUUGGGAACUACAUGACAAAAACGGCUGACCAUACACUCUUUUGUUGGGUGUGUAUCCUUUGUACUUAUUUGGGCUUUUAGUCACCCUGAGGGCCAUGGAAGAAAUGUGGGAGUCUGGCCUAGACUGUGGAGCAAGUCAGGAACUGGGAGUCCAAUUUCAAGAGUCAUCUGGAUCAAAAGGCAAAUUAGAAGGUUUAAAACCCCCACUUUUUCCAGCUGUGUUGAUUUUACUGAGGCAGCUGGAUUCCAGGAACAUCAUCAUAGCAGGCACUGUGGUAGGUGCAACACAGGGCAAACCAUGCUGCAGUUCUCCGGGGACAACCCAGUCCUCUGCAUGCACAUCCUCAGCUCUCCUAGCAAAGUGAAGGGACCGGAGGAAAAAGGCUGAAUAAGCACUUCUGUGAAUGUGCAAAGACUUCUUCAAGAGCAAAGUACACCCAACACUGAGUUAAUCCUUGAAGAUAAUGCAGAUUUCACUUUAACUCACUGCACAGUCCAAGAGGACUGGAAGUGAGCAAUGGGGCAACCAGCUUCUCUUUGCAGUCUGGUGACAUUAUUGAUUAUUUCUGGUGCAAACCAUGGAUCAGAUUCUAUUGAGAAAAACAGACCAAGAAGAGACUUCAAUCAGGAACAGCCUCGCAUGUCCUCCGAAAGCGGCCAUUUAGUCUUCCACACUGGCUUGGCCAAAAAUAUUGAAUUCAGAACUGGAUCCCAUGGCAGAAUAAAAGUGAACGAAGAAGAUCUUGCUGAGACCCUGAAGCAGAUCCAAAAGAACAAAGAUGAGAUUCUAGAACUAAAAAGAACCACUAGCCUCCUUCAGAAUGUUUCCAGUCAGAUCAUCCAGCUGCAUUCCAAGAUUGGGGAUAUAGAAAGCAGGCUUCAAACCUUUGAGCAAAUCUUCUUGAGAAAAGCCUGUAGCAGUAAUCCCUGCCAGAAUUCUGGAACCUGCAUCAAUUUGUUGGAUUCUUUCUUUUGUCUCUGCCCCAGCAACUGGCAGGGCCCAUUCUGUUCUGUCGAUGUUAAUGAAUGCCAAAUAUACAGUGGGACACCUCUAGGCUGCCAGAAUGAAGCUACGUGCGUAAAUACCCAGGGUAGUUACAGCUGCAUCUGUACGCCUGAAACCUAUGGAUUCCACUGCGCAUCCAAAUUUGAUGACUGCCAUGGGGGAUCUCAGGCUCUUUGUGCACAUGGGCUCUGUAUUGACGGAAAAAGAGAGCAACCCAACCAGCCAAACUACACCUGUAUCUGUGAUGCUGGUUGGAUGUCACCGCAAGGAAGCCCUGCCUGUUCAGCCGAUAUUGAUGAAUGCAGCCUCCCGAAACCUGCCUGCUCACAGAAUCCUCCAGUGCGGUGCUACAACACACCGGGCUCCUAUUUCUGUGGUCCUUGCCCAGCAGGUUGGGAAGGAAAUGGCUACAGUUGCCAUGAUAUCAACGAGUGCGAGACAGCCAACGGAGGCUGUUCGACUGCUCCAAUGGUUCCGUGUAUCAACACACCGGGAUCCUUCUAUUGCAGCCAUUGUCCCCCAGGCUAUGAAGGUGAUGGGAAAGUGUGUACCCAAGUUAACAUUUGCUCCCUAAACAAUGGAGGUUGUCAUCCACUUGCAGCCUGUACCAGCAUAUCAGGCCUUGUGCCCAGUUGCGUGUGCCCAGCCGGGUACUCUGGGAGUGGCUACGGCGCGAAUGGAUGUGCGCCACUGAGCACCGUCUGCCAGACACAAAACCCCUGUGCCAAUGGGCAGUGCCUCGCUACAGUCUCUGGCUAUACCUGUGUAUGCGAUCCAGGCUGGACUGGGGCCACGUGUAUGGAAAACAUUGAUGAGUGUUCCAGCAAUCCUUGCCAGCAUGGUGGAAGCUGCGCUGAUGGGGUGAACGGCUACUCUUGUGAAUGCACAAGCAGUUGGACUGGACCCCAGUGCCAGAUGCCCCAACAAGCUUGUGGAGGGUCACUUCUGGGCCUCUCAGGCUCGUUCAGCUACCCGAACAAUUCAGGCAGUGAGCAAUAUGGUCGGCAGGUCAGCUGCAGCUGGGUGAUCAGGACUGAUUAUGACAAGAUCCUGCAUAUCACUUUUCCAGUCUUCCAGCUGGAAGAAAGUACCAGCUGCAGGUCUAGCUUUCUCCAGGUUCAUGAUGGAGAGUCAACAGCAGCCAACAUGCUGGGAAAAUACUGUGGAUCAUCUCCCCCAGCAGAGCUUUCCAGCAGUCACAAUUCUCUGUAUUUCUUUUUCUACUCUGAUCACAUGGCCAAUGCAGGAAGGUUCACAGUUCACUGGGAAUCUCAGCAGCCUGAGUGUGGUGCUGAACUGACCGGUACUUAUGGCUCAAUUUCCUCACCUGGCUACCCUGGUAACUACCCUCCCAACAGGGAUUGUUAUUGGACCCUCUCAACCAAUCCCAGCCUUCUCAUCACAUUUGCAUUUGGCACACUGAGUCUUGAACACCAUGAUAAUUGCAGCGAGGACUAUUUGGAGAUUCGGGAUGGUCUCCUCCCUCAGGACCCCCUCCUUGGAAAGUACUGCAGUACUAGCUUGCCCCCACCUCUUCAAACCACCGGUCCCUACGGCUGGGUCCACUUCCAUUCCAAUGGCUUCGGUAGUGACAGAGGCUUCCAUAUCACAUACACAACAGCACCUGCUGAUCCCAACUGUGGAGGAAAUUAUACAGACAGCAGCGGGGUUAUCAUGUCCCCUUACUGGCCGAAUUCUUAUCUUUACAACCGGCAGUGCAUCUACAUCAUCCAACAGCCACCCAGUGAAAAGAUCCAUCUGAAUUUCACACACCUGGAGCUGGACAGUCAUCCCAGUUGCUCUUGGAAUUACAUCGAGGUCCGAAAUGGCAACACCGAGAUGUCUCCCCUAAUCGGCAAGUUCUGUGGCAAUGCGACUCCUUCAGUGAUAACUUCCAAUAGCAACAGACUCUGGAUCAAGUUUCGGUCUUACACUGCAGCCCACAAGUCUAGCUUUAGGGCUGUUUAUGAUGUUGUGUGUGGGGGAACCUUGUCUGGCAAUGGAGUUAUCAGAUCCCCCUAUUAUACCAGGGCAUUGUCUCAUGGCAAGAUCUGUGAGUGGAUCAUCUCCCAGUCGGAAGGGCAUGUGGUGAUUCUGAAUUUCACUGACUUCUGGAUUCAUAGUACCACAACCUGUAACUUGGAUUAUGUUGAGAUCAGAGAUGGCAACAACAUGAAUUCUCCUGUUUUGGGGAAAUACUGUGGUGGAGUUGUACCUUCAAUAGUUCAGUCCACACGCAAUUUUCUCUAUGUAAAAUUCAGAGCUUCAUCUGUUACCAACCUUGGUUUCCAGGCUGACUACAAGUCUUUGGAUGCAGCAUGUGGAGGGAUUCUCACAGAACUGGAGGGAACCAUUGCAAGUCCUGGCUAUCUUGCCACAUACCCACAUGGCAUCAACUGUGCAUGGACCAUCCUAGCCCAGCCUGGUUACCUGAUCCGUCUGACCUUCACAUCUUUCAACCUGGAAUUUGGUUACACUUGCUACCAAGAUUACCUUGACAUCUAUGACAACUUCACUAUGACAAAAUUGGGGCGGUAUUGUGGGAGGUCAGUCCCACCAUCUGUGACCAGCAGUGGCAACACGAUGAUGCUGCAUUUCGUGACAAAUCGGAACAUCGCUUCAGAGGGAUUCUCGGUGAAUUAUGUUUUCCUGAAUGCAUCUAGAGUAUGUUCACAUGAAUACACGGAGGCUUCCGGUGUGCUGACGUCUCCAAACUACCCCAACCUCUAUCCCAACCGAAUGACCUGCACAUACAGGAUCCAUGUGGGGAACAAUAAACAGAUUGCUUUGCAUUUUACCAAUUUCUCUUUGGAGGGUGGAGCCACAUGUCCCAGUGACUAUGUAGAAGUCAGAGAUGGAGGUUAUGAGACAUCACCAUUGAUUGGGAAGUUCUGUGGCUCAAUAUUACCGCCAGUUAUUAUCUCUCAUAGUAACCAACUAUGGAUAAAAUUUGUAAGUGAUAUCUAUUUUUCAAGCACUGGAUUCUCUGCAUACUGGAAUGGAACGUUAACAGGGUGUGGUGGGACCCUCACGGCGACCUCUGGAAUCUUUGUGUCUCCCAACUAUCCUCUGCCCUACUACCACAACGCAGAGUGCUACUGGCUGCUGAGCUCCAGUCGUGGAAGCCCGUUUGAAGUCCAGUUCGAUCAAUUUCACUUAGAGUCUCAUCCAAGUUGUAACUUCGAUUAUCUUGCUGUCUAUGAUGGCAAUAGUUCCAGUUUUAAGAUGUUGGGCAAAUUUUGUGGGAAUCAAAUACCACCCACAAUACGCUCGACCAGGGACAGAGUGUACAUCAAACUAAGGACUGAUCGUUCCUUGGGAGGUGGAGGCUUCCUUGUACGUUAUAAGCAGAUUUGCCAAGGAAUAAUAAUUGCUAAUCAUAGCCAAGGCAUCUUGGAGAGUUUAAACUACCCUAACAAGUAUCCUUCAGACACGAAGUGCAACUGGACCAUCCAAACUACAAUGGGUAACACCCUCAACUACAGCUUUACGGCGCUCAGCACAAAGGGAGGAGCAAAUUGUGAACGGGACCAUGUGAAGCUUUAUGAUGGGCCCAAUGACCAGUCCACCCUGAUAGGCACUUUCUGUGGCGACGCUGAUCUCCCAUCUGGAGGUACCACAAGCUCCAGUCUUCAUGUUGUAUUUUUCUCAGAUAAAAUAGAUGAAUCUACUGGUUUUCAGAUGCUGUGGCAUGUCAAUGGAUGUGGUGAGGAACUUUCAGGAACGUCUGGAUCUUUCCAUAGCCCUGGCUAUCCAAGCAAGUACCCACAUAACAGGGAAUGUCACUGGUACAUCCAUACAGCUCCAGGGAGCAGCAUUCAACUCACCAUUGUGGAAUUUGACAUCGAAUACCAUACGAGUUGCAACUAUGAUGUUUUGGAGAUCUAUGGUGGCCCUGACUUCUCUUCUCCCAGGCUGGCUCAGCUCUGUGCCCCACGAUCGCCACAGAAUCCUUUGCACAUCUCAAGCACUGGAAAUAUGAUUGCGAUCCGGUUCAAAACAGACAGAACUCUGCAUGGAAAGGGCUUCAAUGCUACUUGGCAGGAAAUAGCUGGUGGUUGUGGAGGAGUUUUCCAAGCUCCACAUGGAGAAAUCCAUUCUCCCAACUAUCCCCAGCCUUAUGGCAACAGCACUGACUGCUCUUGGGUUAUCCGAGUUGAGAGUGGCCACCGAGUGCUGUUGAACUUCACAGAUGUUCAAAUAGAAUUUCAUCGUUCAUGCAACUAUGACUAUGUCUCAGUAUUUGAUGGGCCUGAUAAUGAAGCUCCACUUCUUCAAAAAGUCUGUGGUCAGCAGAAACCACCUCCUGUCACUUCAACCCAAAAUGUCAUGUUUGUGAGAUUCCGCUCAAAUAGCAAUGUCCACCUCAGAGGCUUUAGUGCUCGGUUCUCUGAAGCGUGUGGAAGUGUCUUAGAGGCUGAUUCAGUCGGUGCAGCAAUUUCCUCUCCUCUUUACCCAGCCAAGUAUCCAAACAAUCAGAACUGCACUUGGAUUAUUCGAGCCCAGGAACCAUCUGACCAUGUUACCCUCUCAUUCACUGAAUUCGAGACUGAAGACAGAAGGCAUAACUGCAGCACAGAUUAUGUGGAAAUCCGGGAGGGAGAUAAUGACAAUGCACCAUUGCAAGGCCGCUAUUGUGGCAUUGCCAUGCCACAUCCAGUAACUUCUUUCAGCAGUGCCAUGUCCAUUAGCUUUGUCUCUGACAACAUCACUGCGGCCAAAGGAUUCCGUGCCAUUUUUUCUGCAUCAACUUCUGCCUGUGGGGGUACCUACCAUAUGGAGAGAGGAGCCUUCAAUAGUCCCAACUUUCCUGAACCGUACCCGAUGAAUGUUGAGUGUGUCUGGAACUUUCUGAGCUCCCCUGGCAACCGGCUCCAGCUGUCUUUCACGGAAUUUCAGAUAGAAGAAAGCGAAGACUGCACCAAGGACUAUGUUGAAAUCCGGGAAAACAAUUCUGCUGGCCACCUGGUGGGACGAUACUGUGGAACCUCCUUGCCAGUGAAUUACACCUCCAUCGUGGCACAUGCCCUGUGGGUUAAAUUUGUCUCAGAUGGCUCAAACAGUCAAAGGGGCUUCCGGGCCACAUUUGCUCACUUGUUUGGAAAUAAUAUCGUGGGGAACCAUGGACAAGUUGCUUCUCCACUGUGGCCAAGAAAUUAUCCACACCGCUCUAAUUACCAGUGGACAAUAACUGUUAAUGCAACACAAGUUAUCCAUGGCCAGAUCUUACAGAUGGAUAUUGAAGAUUUGUAUAACUGUUACUAUGAUAAAUUGAAGGUGCAUGAUGGGCCCAACACACACUUUCGUCUCAUUGCAGUAUAUUGUGGUGUAACACCCUUUUCUUUCACUUCCUCUGGAAGCUCUGUUACUCUCCACUUCAUCACUGAUGGCUCUGUAAAUGGAAAGGGUUUCCUUUUGAACUGGUAUGCUGUGGAUGCUGUUACAGAUUCUGGAAAUACCAUUCCAAUAGGUGCCUGUGGAGGGUUCUCAAUUACCCGUGAAAUGCCUUUAUUCCUAUUCUCACCUGACUGGCCUGCAAACUACAGAAAUCAUGCCAAUUGCUCAUGGGUUAUCAGAGCACCAGACUCCACAGUGGAGUUCAACAUCCUUUCCAUGGACAUUGAGUCUCAUCACUCGUGUAACUAUGAUUCACUUGUCUUCAGAGAUGGAGACAAUGUUCUGGCACCAGUUCUCUCCACUCUAUGUGGUCGUGAAAUUCCCGGACCAAUAAGAUCAACGGGGGAUGCCAUGUUUGUUCAAUUCACUUCUGAUAGAAGUAUUACUGGUGCUGGAUUUAAUGCUUCUUAUCACAAAAGUUGUGGUGGCUACUUGCAAGCUGACAGAGGUGUGAUCACUUCACCCAACUAUCCGCAGACAUAUCCUCCUAACUUUAAUUGCUCCUGGCAUGUUCUGGUUACUGCUGGCUUCAUCAUUGGUGUCCACUUUGAGCAGCCAUUCGAGGUGCUGAAUGAUGAUGCUUCCUGCAGCCAUGGAGAUUAUAUUGAGCUCAGAAAUGGACCCGAUCUUUCUGCCCCACCAUUAGGACCCAGUGGCAGGACUGGGCGCUUCUGUGGUUCAAGCACCUUUUCUACAAUGUAUACCACUGACAACCAGCUGUUUAUCCACUUCAUUUCUGAUAGCAAUAAUGGAGGGCAAGGCUUCAGACUGAAGUACGAGGCAAAGGGGCUUGCUUGUGGAGGAAACAUCUAUAUCAGUCAAAACAAUCCCUCUGGCUACAUCUCCUCACCCAACUAUCCUGGCAAUUACCCACCACAUGCUGAUUGUGUCUGGAUUAUAAUUGCUCCCUCUGGGGAAGCAGUGGAGCUGCAGUUUGAAGAUCAGUUUGAUAUUCAGGCUUCAACCAACUGCACAUUAAGUUAUCUAGAAUUACGAGAUGGUGCUGACUCCAGUGCAGCAGAGAUUGCCAAGCUCUGUGGGAAUGCUCUGCCAGCCGCUCAAAGAUCUUCAGGUUCCACCUUAUAUAUGAGAUUUUGGUCAGAUGGUGUAGAAACAAAAGCUGGAUUUAAUGUCAAAUAUUCAAGAGCUGUAUGUGGUGGAACGUUGAUAGGACAAAAUGGGAUCAUUGAAAGUGUUGGAUUUCCUGAUCUUCACUAUCCAAACAAUUUGCUGUGUGAAUGGUUUCUUCAUGGACCAGAGGGCCAUUAUCUCACCAUUCAUUUUGAAGGGCUAGAUAUUCAGAACUCAUCAGAGUGUGGAAAAGACUACUUGGAAAUCCAUGAAAAUCAUGGCUCAGGGAAUUUAUUAGGUAAAUACUGUGGUAAUACCAUACCUCCCACGUUGGACACUUCUGGCAACCUGGCUUAUAUCAAGUUUGUCACUGAUGGAUCGAUCAAUGCUCCUGGAUUCAGGUUGCAUUUUGCUGCUAAUGCUGAAGAGUGUGGCGGUGAACUUCAUGGCCCUGCUGGGACAUUUACCUCCCCCAACUUUCCAAAUUCCUACCUGCACAGACGAAAAUGUGAAUGGAGAAUCCACGUGCCCUUUGGACGUCGGGUCACCUUGACCAUUAGUGACAUUAAUUUUGAAUUCAGUCCGAACUGUAGUUCGAAUUAUUUGGCUGUUCACAAUGGCUUUGGUGAAAACAGACCCAGGCUAUCCAAACUGUGUGGUAGGGUGACCCCAGGCACCCAGGUGCAGUCCUCUGGAAACAAGAUAACAGUAAUUAUGGUGACAAGCCAUGAUGAUUCAGGGGCAAGCUUCAGAAUUGCGUAUGCUUCUGACGAAGAUGCAGUGUGUGGCAAGCAUCUGCUCAGUUCAAAUAGUGGAAACAUCACUUCUCCUGGUUAUGAUGGUGCUAGCAACUAUUCAAGCAACCUGAACUGUGAAUGGGUUAUCCAAAAUCCUCAGCCAGCCACCACGACUAUUUACCUUCUCUUUCAAGAGUUUCACUUGGAAAAGCAAACCAAUUGCCAGAAUGACUACUUGGAAAUUCGACAAGGGGAUUCUGAUGGAACACUCUUAUAUAGAAUAUGCAAAGCACCUCAAGAGCCAGUACUAAUAGCAGCUCCUCAAAUCUGGAUACAGUUUUUAAGUGAUGCUGAAAAUGCAGACAAAGGAUUUGUCAUUCAUUACUCUUCUCUAGACUGUGGUGGUGUAAAGGAAGCUGAAAGUGGAAUAAUUUCAAGCCCCAACUUCCCAGAACCUUAUAACAGUUCUAGCCAUUGCUCCUGGCUCUUGAUAGCACCAGAAGGACAUACCAUCAAUCUUACUUUUGUGGCUUUCAAAAUCCAGCGCCAAAGGAACUGUAAGCAGGACUCAGUCACAAUUUUGAAUGGUGGAUCUCCUAGUUCCCCUGUCAUAGGACGGUAUUGUGGAAUGACAUCACCUGGCACCAUUCUGUCAGGCUCCAAUCAGUUAUUAAUAAACUUUAAUUCUCACCAGUCUGGGCUGGGAGAUGGUUUCUCUGCAACAUGGACCUCUGAUUCCUUAGGAUGUGGUGGCAUCCUUCAUUCUGAGAAUGGUACCAUCAGGUCUCCUCACUGGCCACAGAACUUUCCACAGAACAUUAGGUGCUCAUGGACAAUCAUUACUCACCAAGGCAAACAUUUGGAGAUGACCUUUGAUGAAAACUUCCAGAUACCGCAUAGUAAUGGACAGUGUCAGAGUAGUUAUGUGAAGGUGCUGAGAGGAAACGCUAACGAACAGGAAGAUGGAAUAUUAGCUGUUGGGUGUGGAGAUUCAGCUCCUGAGGCUAUUGUUGCCCCAGGAAAUGUGAUGACAACAGUGUUUCAGUCACGGGACAUCCCAGGACGUGGUUUUUCUGCAUCUUUUAUAAGCCGUUGUGGAGCAAAUUUCACUGCUCCUUCAGGUCGCAUUGUAUCUCCUAAUUUUCCCAGCCAGUAUGACAACAACUUGAAUUGCAAUUAUAUCAUAGAAGUGGACCCCCAGUCUGUUGUCAUCUUGACUUUUCAGAUGUUUGAUCUGCAGUCUUAUAGUGCCGUAGCGUAUUGCCCAUACGAUGGAGUGAAGAUCUUCAAAGGGAACAGAGUAACUUCAUAUCCUGUGGAAACAUUUUGUGGCAAUGACAUUCCCAAUCCUGUCAGCAUCUUUGGAUCCACCCUGCUGAACUUCUACACAGAUUCUAAUACUGUUGGCAUGGGAUUUUUGGCCACUUAUACAGUAAUCCCUUGUGGUGGUGUUUUCCAAGGCUCCAGGGGCACAAUCAAGAGCCCUACCCAUUCCUUCACUGAAUAUCAUCACAAUAUGAACUGUUCGUACCACAUUACUGUCGGAAAUAACAAGAUAGUGGCACUCAAAUUCAACCACUUCGACCUUGAAGCCUCCUCGUCUUGUUACAAAGAUUAUGUUUCUGUGUAUGAUGGCCCAGACAUCACUUCUCCACUGCUUGGGAAAUUCUGCGGCACAGUCCUUCCUCCUUUCAUCAAGAGCUCCUCAAAUGAUUUACUCCUGGUGUUCAGGACAGAUUCCUAUGAAGCAGCCGGCGGGUGGAGAGCUUCUUUCACAGAGACAAUAGGUCCUCAGCAAGGUUGUGGUGGCUACCUGGUGAAUCCAAGUGGAAGCUUUGGCUCUCCGGACUCCAACAAGGAUGGCAAAUAUGACAAAGAUCUAGACUGUGUGUGGACUAUAGCUGCACCCAUUAACAAGCUGAUCAACCUCACUUUCAACAGUUUUGUGCUGGAAGCAAUGUCUAGGCAAACCUGCCGAUUUGAUUAUGUCAAGCUUUAUGAUGGUAUGAAUGAAAAUGCCCCUCUAGCUGGCACAUUCUGUGGCUCCACUAUUCCAGCUAAUUUUAUUUCUAGUGACAACUACCUGACCAUUAAGUUUGUUACUGACAUGACUGUAGAAAGAGAUGGCUUCAUUGCUACCUACACUAUUGUGGACAGACUAUGUGGAGGUAUAUAUAAUGCAACAUCUACUGCCCAAAUUGCAACGUCGCCCUACUUCCCCAGUGCCUAUCCUCCAUUUACAUUCUGCAGAUGGGUCAUUGAUGCUCCUCCUGAGCAACAGGUCAAAGUAGCCAUACAGGAUUUCCACCUCCAUGCCAACCAGGACUGCUCUCAGAAUUAUCUUGAGUUCCAGGACUCACCACUGAGCAAUCAAGAACAUGCCGAUCGCAUCCACAGAUUUUGUGGCUCCGAAAACUUCAGCAUCCCUGAGUUUUAUUCUUAUAGGCAAACCAGCACAGUGAUUUUUAGAUCAGACACCUAUACACUUAACAGUGGGCUCCGCUUCUCUUACCAAGCUUCAGGUUGCAACAGAGAGUACAAUCAAUCCUUUGGGUAUCUGAAAAGCCCGGCCUGGCCUAAUCCUUAUCCUCGUAAUUUGGAUUGUACCACUAUUCUACGAUCCCCACCAAAUCACACAAUCUCUCUGUUUUUCCAUUCUUUUAACCUAGAGGACUUUGGAUGUCAGCAUGACUUUUUAGAGGUCAGAAAUGGUAGUGAUGCCAACUCUCCACUGCUUGGCAAAUAUUGUGGAAGCACCCUACCCAAUCCUGUAUUUCCUAAAAACCAUGUCUUAUAUCUGCAUUUCAAAAGUGAUGUCCUAAUUUCUUAUGAAGGAUAUGAAAUUACCUGGACGUCAUCACUAAAUGGAUGUGGUGGCACCUUAUAUGGUGAGACUGGUUCAUUAGCCAGCCCAGAGUACCCAGCUUCCUAUCCGAAUCAGACAGAUUGUGAGUGGACAAUUGAAGCCCCCAAAGGAAAGGUUGUUACAGUUAAUUUUGAUUUCAUCAGCAUUGAUGAUCCAGGCGACUGUACCAGCAACUACCUGAAACUCUAUAAUGGACCAGACAGUAGCUAUGCACCAAUUGGACCAUACUGUGGACUGGACACAAACAUUGCUCCGUUUACAGCUACGUCACAUCAAGUGUUCAUAAAAUUUCAUUCCGAGUAUGUAACACGGCCAUCAGUAUUUAGACUAACCUGGAACACCUAAAAACAUUUCCUGUCAGGGGCCAGGCAGAGGGGAAUUACCUAGCACUUUUGUUACUGAACAUUCUUCAAAAAAUGUGACUGUUCCUGGUGACAAUAAAAUUACUUUGGCAGCAAUGUA
Molecule: messenger RNA, 11863 nt
Organism: Varanus komodoensis (Komodo dragon)
Lineage: Eukaryota; Metazoa; Chordata; Lepidosauria; Squamata; Varanidae
Gene: CUBN
Product: cubilin
Exons: 68
Coding region: 842-11746 (3634 amino acids)
Molecular function (GO): calcium ion binding
Source: RefSeq, a predicted model, not a curated record